Molecule: messenger RNA, 2134 nt
Organism: Schistocerca serialis cubense
Lineage: Eukaryota; Metazoa; Arthropoda; Insecta; Orthoptera; Acrididae
Gene: Rsph3
Exons: 8
Coding region: 1-1995 (664 amino acids)
Cellular component (GO): cilium
Source: RefSeq, a predicted model, not a curated record
AUGCCCGUCAUCUCGAGACCGAGAGGUGUGACGUCAUCAGGGUCAGGCGGACGAGGAACAUCGUCCACGUCGGCGACAACGACCGCCACGUCGACUACCGUAAUCGUCAACGACUUGAACGACGACAUCUCUGUGACGUCAGCGAGCUUCACCCUUCUGCGCGACAAUGAGCCGCUGCCUCCGGAACACCAGGAGCUGAACGUGAAGGCGCUGCAGCGCAAGCUGAUGGAACUGAAGGCCGAGAAGGAAGGCGUCCCACUCUUCACCAAGACCAGGAAGUACAACAACAACAACAACAACAAUAACCGGAUCACGCGGUCACAGAACAACAUCUCGGAUCCCAAGAAGAAGAGCAACGUCGCAGGGGAGAAGGUGCUGAGCAAGUCGGUGAACAACCUGAGCGCCAGCCUGGUGAGCAACAACGCCGGGCACAAGGGCUAUCACCGCAACUGCUACACGAGCGCGGGCCCGGCCGACUACUCCUACUUCCACCUCUACGGCAGCAUGGCGGCGGCGGCCGUCGCCAAGCACAACAACUACCGCAACAACCUGCAGAACGGCGCCGCCGGCGCGCAGACCGAGUCGCCCAAGCUGGCGCGCAAGAAGCGCUCCUCUCCAGGGGAGGAGGGCACGCCUCCCCAGCAGCCGGGCGGUCGCGGGCGCGCGGCGCCGCCCGGCCAGGCCAGGGAUCGGCCCAUGUUCGUGACGACGGUCAAGUCGGGCUGCUUCCUGGAGCCGCCGCCGGAGCUGGCCGCGCUGCUCGGCCUCCCCAGGGCUGGAGGCCUGGACCAGCGCCAGGUGCUGCUCUACUCCUUCUCCAGCCAGCCGCGCGUGCUGCCCAGCAACGCCGGCCGCCAGCAGGUGCACAAGGCGCGCUGCCCGGCGGCCGCCUUGGCCGCCCAGAAGCAGCAGCAGCUGCAGCAGAAAAACGGCGAUGCCAAGAAGCAAGAUGCCGGCCCUCCGUACGCCAACAUCAUGUACGACCGCCGCGUCGUACGUGGAAGCACAUUUGCUCAGCACCCUAUCCCGACGGAUGGGGAGUCGCAGGCGGCACGCCAGGCCGAGGUGCGGCGCCGGGCGCUGGCCAGGAAGCGCGCGCAUGCGCAGCAGGGCCGGCUGGGGCUGCGCAUCGGGUCCCCGCCGCCCGUGGCGGGCCGCAAGCACGAGACCGUCCAGACGUCCGCCUACCUCGAGGAGAUCCUCGACCGGCCGCUGGAAGAAGACGCCUGCUGCCAGACAGACCUGUUCCUCGACCGGCCGCCGACGCCACCCUACGUACCGGCCAAGACCGGCCUCGACCAGGAGACGCAGAUAUACCCAGGAGACCUCUUCGACUUCGACUUGGAGGUGGAGCCAAUCCUGGAGGUGCUCGUGGGCAAGACGAUCGAGCAGGCCAUGAUCGAGGUGCUGUCCGAGGAGGAAAUGGCCGCCAUGCGCGCGCAGCAGCGCCGCCUCGAAGAACGCAGGGCCGGCGAGGAGGCAGAGAUCAAACGACUGGAGGAGCGCGAGCGGCGCAUGCGCGAGGAGAAGGACCGGCGCGUCUCGCAGCUGGAGCGCGAGCUGCGCGAGCAGCAGGAGGCGGAGGAGCGGCUGGCGGCGGCCGUGCUCACCAGGGGCUACCUGGAGGACGCGCUGCCCGCCGUGCUGCGCGGGCUCAACGAGGCGGGGUACUUCAUCGACGCCAUCCGCGAGGACGUGCUGCAGAACUUCAUGCCGUGGCUGAUGAACGAGGUGCGGCAGGAGAUGGACCAGAUGGUGGCCUCGCGCCAGGUGCUGACGGACCUGGUGCGCGACAUCGUGCGCUCGCGGCGCGACAUCUACAUGGCGCUGGUGGAGAGCGACCGCCACCAGCGCUGGCUCGAGGGCCACGAGCACGAGCAGGAGUUCCAGCGGCAGCACGCCGACAGGCUCAAGAAGGAGCAGGAGCUGGCCGAGGUGGAGGCGGCCAAAGCAGAGGAGGCAGCAGACGAAGAAGAGUCCGGAGCGUCGUCUUAGUUCUCAGCAUCUCCACCGCGGCCCUUGGCGCUACUGCCUCUGGAGCGCCACAGCGCUGCCAACGGACGACAGGCGAACCAUUUCGACACACCGCUCCGCCAAAUUACCAGAAGAAAAUGCCAACGUUCGGAGAGUGCAA